Molecule: messenger RNA, 835 nt
Organism: Amaranthus tricolor (Joseph's coat)
Lineage: Eukaryota; Viridiplantae; Streptophyta; Magnoliopsida; Caryophyllales; Amaranthaceae
Product: zinc finger protein CONSTANS-LIKE 3-like
Exons: 1
Coding region: 180-626 (148 amino acids)
Molecular function (GO): zinc ion binding
Source: RefSeq, a predicted model, not a curated record
AGAGCCAAUUUUUAACAUAAACAAAGCUUCAACUUGCUCAAAUUGUUCCUACUUUGAACCUCCAUUUAAAAUCAGAUGUUUUAUAAUCUUAGUUAGAGAAAAAAUAUUUUUUUUUAAAUCUUAAGUUGGAUUUUCACCAAUCUCUUUUUCUUCCCAGAGCAUUGCUUGCAUUAAAAAAAAUGAGGGUAAAGAGAAAAUGUGAAUUAUGUAGCAAUCUUGCUACAAUAUUUUGUGAAUCAGAUCAAGCAAUUUUGUGCUAUGAAUGUGAUUCCAAAGUCCAUGGUGCUAAUUUUCUUGUUGCUAAACAUUUAAGGACUCUUUUAUGUCAUGUUUGUCAAUCUCCUACUCUGUGGUCGGGUUCCGGGCCUAAGUUCGGGCCUACUUUCUCGGUUUGUCCUACAUGUCUUGGGUCUAAAGAGGGUGUUACAAGGCAGCUUCAUAGAGAUGUGAAUGAUGGUGGUAGUUGUGUUGAAGAUGGAGAUCUUGGUGAUGAUGAUGAUGAUGAUGGUGAUGAUGCUAUUGAAGAAGAUGAGGAUCAUGAUGAUGGUGAUUAUAAUGAUGAUGAUGAUGAUGAUGAUGAUGAUGAUGAUGGCGAUGAUGGUGAAAAUCAAGUUGUUCCAUGGUAACAGUGUCACAUCCAAGUAAAAAUGUAUAGAAUUAGGUGAGAAAAAUAUGUUUUUUAUUUUUUUAAUUUGUGGUACACUUGAGAAUUUCUUCAAUUAUGGGGAUUGGAAAAGGAAAUUUUGUGUAUGUAAGUAGUGAUAUUUAAACUUCUAAAUAUACAAUAUCUCAAUUAUGAUUAAGGUAACAGUUAUAUAUGAUUAUUACUUAUUAU